Messenger RNA from Nilaparvata lugens (brown planthopper), 2824 nucleotides. RefSeq lists its product as uncharacterized. The record is from RefSeq and is a predicted model, not a curated record. Bases 589 to 2670 code for a protein of 693 amino acids. NCBI's taxonomy places the organism in Eukaryota, Metazoa, Arthropoda, Insecta, Hemiptera, Delphacidae. The transcript is spliced from 3 exons.
AAGCACCCAGUAAACAGUUGCGUUAAAGAAUUGGCUGAACCUUGGGCUGGGGCUGAAGAAUCAACUUACACGAUCUCUGGUGACUAGAAUCUCCCAAAAGAAGUUAAUGGAAGUUCAUUUAUUUCUAUUUUAAUUCUCUACGUGGAAGCAUUCGAAGUUAUGUUGUGAUCUGGCAACAUUGCAUGUGAGUGUCUUUCUGUAUUUCACAGUCUUGCCCAAGGAGAAUAUAGCCAAACAGUGUUGCCAAGCCUCCAAGCAAAGAAAUUUAACUACUUCUAAACAAUAUUAAUUUGAAGUGGAAGUGUUGACUGUUGACUGUGGAGUGUGGUGGACUGGUGGUGGGAGUUUCAGAAUUCAGAAGUUUGUGGGAUUCACACUUACUUCACCCUCACAUUAUUUACAAUAUUACCAUUCACUUUUUUCUUGAAGUUGAAACAGAACAGUUAUUGUUAUUAUUUAGAAGUUGGAAAAGUUGGCUGAUUGUUUGGAGAAGUGGUGGAGUCAACAGCUGAAUGGAUUGGAGACACUUAUAAGACCAUCUCUUGUGCAAGCUGAAAAAGACCAAAGUCUUACUGCCGACCAAUCGAAAUGGAUGAAGAAAGGAAAAGGAAUACACAUGCUUUCAAAAUCUGGGAACAAGAGGCUCUCACUUUCCAAAAGGAUAAGCGCAGCAAGUUCCAAUCAAGAAGACAGGACGAAGUAUCAAGAUGGUCUCUGGAGCAAAAGAUUGAUGCUGCUUAUAGUGAAGUAGGAUUCAAGAAUGGAGGUGUACAAUACUUGGUGAAAAAGGUCUUAGGAUUACGUGAAUCCUACUACAUAUCAUUUACUUAUGUUCAUGUGAAAAAGGAUGAUGACAAUCUGAAUUAUACUUGUGAUGUUGUUUGUCGUGUUGACGUUGGAGGCAAGGAAGUCUUUAUUGAUAGUUACUGUCGCACUUACAAUAGCUGGAGAGAAUAUUUAAAAGAUAACAAACUCCCCAAAGGUUUUAUGUGUUACCCUGUGCAUGGUGAGUAUUCAGCUGGGUGUACGUUCUUUACACGAGUUACUCCAGCUGGCGAACUCAAGGCAGAGGUUCUACAUGCUUUGGAUAGCACUGCUAAAGUGGUGGGAACAGUGGCUAAUAUUGCUACUGUUGCCUCUCUAUUCAUACCAGGCUUUGGUGUGGCUGCUCUGGGCAGAGCUAUUCUCAAAAGAGCACUUGUAGCAUCGGUUGUUUCCAAUGGCUAUUCUGCAUCUCGCAAUGUAAAUGAUCUAGUGGAUAGGCAGGAACACAAUCAAAGCAUCAGUUUCAGUGACGCAGAAGCGAGAGAAUUGUGGGUGAAUGCAGUUAUUUAUGGGUUCGGUACUGUAACUGCAGGAGUGGCAUUGAAACAGAGUCAAUCCGUACUCAAAAGAGGGUCUUCUCUACUUAGCAGGACUGCUAGAUCAGCGAUAAUCAUCAACUGUGGAAUGUCAUUAUAUAGAGAAAAUCUAAUUGUUGCUCUUGAUUUAUAUUACGCUGACUCCACUCACGGGGAGAUUAGUUUGAAAAGUUUCAUCGACAAAUGUUGUUUGUACUUCAACAUUAUUUCACCGCAUCAUGCUUUUGUGGCAACACUUGAAGAAAUCAGAGAGUUGACUUCUUUUCUGAAAAUCAUUACUGGUAAAACAUGCGGUUAUUUGAGAUUGGUAGAUAAUCAACUAGGCUUUACAAACACUCUUUUGAGCAAGCCUGUGAGUUUUGUUAAAAAUCUUAUUGGAAUUAGUGGCAAGUUCAUUAUCAACAUAAGUUUGAUCAAACUUGAAUCCCAUAUGAACAAUCUCAAGAAAGGUAUUAAAAAGCUUCUGAAGGGUGAUGUGAAUGAAUUUUAUGCAAUCUGGAGUGAAACUUGCGAAGAAAUUUUGUCGGAGAUUCAAAAAGCAUGGCAUCUAGCGCAUAACGAAAUGCAAAAGUAUGGAGGGGAAAAAGAAAACGUUUUCAAAAGAAAUGAUUUGGAUCUUGAAGAUUUUAGAAAUCUUUUUUUCAUGUUGAAUGGCAUUGAAGAUUGUUUUGGGAAAUUGGAGAUUUAUUAUAAGAUGAAGCUCAUAACCUUGAUGAACGCUUUCUUAUCGAAACUACCUGUUGAGACCAGUAAUGGAACUGACAAUUGCACAAGUUCUACUUCAAAAGACCCCGUUGUGGCGUGUACAGUAACAGAAUACCUAAAAAGAGUAAGAGGUUUCUGUUUAUUCUUGCGUAAAGAGGUUGACAUCAAAAUAGUUGAAGAGUUUGAGAAUAAGAAAUUGGAAGCAAUAGUUAAUCAUGAUAGCUUUUCAAUGACAAAGGAUGCUCUUAGAAAAGAAUGUUGUGAAUAUGUCAUUGAUAACUUCGAUAUCCAGAAGUGUGUUGAAGAAUACAUUAGAUGCUGCUCAUCCUCUCCCAGUGUUGCAAGCUUGGAGGCGUGUGGAAUUAGUCAGUAUUUUUUUGUCAAGAAGAAAACCGACCUCACUGACAGUGAGUAUCUAAAUAUCAUUGAAGAAAAAACGUCUGGAACUUUCAACUUUACCAAUGCAGUAGUUGCACGGAAAGGAAACAUUGUUCAUGUAGAAUCUAUUGAUGAAAAAGCCUUGGCAAUCUUCUUCACUCAGGUAAGAGGGCCUCAACAAUUAGAAGGUGCUCUAACAUGCAUCAAGAAAUGCGAUUUCUUGUAAUGUUUUGCAACAUUUGUAGCAAUUCAUUUAUUUUGAUGAUAGCUCUAAGUUUGGCAAUUUUGAAGGUUUUAGUGAAACCUGGGUUUGGAAACUUCAUUAUUAUACUAUAGAUAUUAUCUGUUUUUCUAUUGAUAUUAAAUCACUAACAACAUUU